This is a messenger RNA of Hypomesus transpacificus, 2531 nucleotides long. RefSeq names its product adaptor related protein complex 3 subunit mu 2 (gene ap3m2). The transcript is spliced from 9 exons. Gene Ontology annotation, biological process: endocytosis; intracellular protein transport. Gene Ontology annotation, cellular component: clathrin adaptor complex; cytoplasmic vesicle. The coding region runs from base 107 to 1363 and encodes 418 amino acids. The record is from RefSeq and is a predicted model, not a curated record. Lineage: Eukaryota; Metazoa; Chordata; Actinopteri; Osmeriformes; Osmeridae.
UUCUCAUCAUUGACUCCACCUAACGGGGAAGAAACGACGGUCUAUAAUCUUUCAUUGAGAAAAGGCGAGACGAAUACUUCCCAUAUAGUCCACGCCUACAGCAACAAUGAUCCACAGUCUCUUCCUCGUCAACUCUUCGGGGGACAUAUUCCUGGAGAAGCACUGGAAGAGCGUUGUGAGUCGCUCCGUAUGCGACUACUUCUUCGAAGCGCAAGAGCGCGCCAGCGAGCCCGAGAACGUGCCGCCGGUGAUCCCCACUCCUCACCACUACCUCAUCAGCGUGCUCAGGCAUCGCAUCUACUUUGUGGCCGUCAUUCAGAGCGAGGUGCCUCCUCUCUUUGUCAUCGAGUUCCUGCAUAGAGUGGUCGACACGUUCCAGGACUAUUUCGGAGUGUGUACUGAGGCAUCCAUCAAGGACAAUGUGGUGGUGGUGUAUGAGCUGCUGGAGGAGAUGCUGGAUAAUGGCUUCCCACUAGCCACCGAGUCCAACAUCCUCAAAGAGCUCAUCAAGCCUCCAACCAUCCUCCGCACAGUGGUCAACACCAUCACAGGCAGCACCAACGUGGGGGAGCAGCUGCCCACCGGCCAGCUGUCCGUGGUGCCGUGGCGACGCACGGGGGUGAAGUACACCAACAACGAGGCCUACUUCGAUGUGGUGGAGGAGAUCGACGCCAUCAUCGACAAGUCAGGCUCCACGAUCACAGCAGAGAUCCAGGGGGUGAUUGACGCCUGUGUCAAGCUGACAGGCAUGCCUGACCUCACUCUCUCCUUCAUGAACCCCCGGCUGCUGGAUGAUGUCAGCUUCCACCCGUGCGUGCGGUUCAAGCGCUGGGAAGCCGAGAGGAUCCUGUCCUUCAUUCCCCCGGACGGAAACUUCCGCCUGCUCUCUUACCACGUCAGCUCCCAGAAUCUGGUGGCCAUCCCGGUCUACAUCAAGCACAACAUCUCGUUCCGAGAGGGCAGCUCCCAGGGCCGCUUUGAGCUGACCCUGGGGCCUAAGCAGACCAUGGGGAAGGCUGUGGAGUCUGUGCUGGUCACCAGCCAGCUGCCCCGCGGCGUCCUCAACACCAACCUCAACGCUUCCCAAGGAACCUUCACGUUUGACCCCGUCACCAAGCUGUUGUCGUGGGAUGUGGGGAAGAUCAACCCCCAGAAGCUCCCCAGUCUCAAGGGCUCCAUGAGCCUACAGGCUGGGGCCUCCAAACCAGACGAGAACCCCACCAUCAACAUCCAGCUGAAGAUCCAGCAGAUGGCCAUCUCAGGACUGAAGGUCAAUCGGUUGGAUAUGUACGGGGAAAAGUACAAACCUUUCAAAGGCAUCAAGUACAUGACCAAGGCCGGCAAGUUCCAGGUUCGAACAUAGAACCUCUGAGCCAACCACUACGAUAAGAGAAGAUGGGGGUGGAGGGGUGUGGGGGCUAUAAGAUAUAAGGAUGAGUUAUGAUGGGGACAGACCCUGUGUUUAUGCAUUUCAGGAUUCAUCCACAUUAAACGUGUGGACUUGUACAGAUGGGUGAGCAUUCACCCCCCCCCGAGUCAUUUGCACAGUCGAAUGUGCACAGAUGUAACGGUAACAGUGUCACUCUGAAAUGGGUCUGUCGCCAAUUAGCUUUGUCAUUUUUCUUAUCGAUUUAUUUUCUUUUUGUCUUUCACCUUUUGCCCUUGUGAGAGCGCGAGUAUUCCACCGCCCCUCUCACUUUCCACUCGUCCCAGAUCAUUCCAAACCCUGCUGCCUCCCUGUCUCUCUCUCUCCUCCACCCUGCACUCCGUCCCUCCCCCUAACUGGUCAGUUUACAGCUCUCUUUAUCUCUCUCUCGCAUAUUUCUCUGUCCAUUCCUGCUCACCUCUAUCUCUGUAUGCCUUUCACACUGGACUCCAGUGCGCCAGCCUGGGAGAACAUGUCCUGAUGCGUGUUCUCUUUUGCAUCGUGUGCGACCUCAAGCCCUGGUAUAUAAGUGAGCCUCCAGCAUAGAGUGAGACGCUUGAAGUGUGUGUGAGGUUGUGUGUGUUUCUCUGUUGUAGGUUCCUUGACGGUUUUAUUUACACGUUUUAUUCAUCUGUAUUUAAUUUUGCUCUUUUUUUAACUAUUAUUUAUUGACCCAAUCAAUGAUUAAAUAAGUGAGUCCACUUAUCAUAUCUUGUUGCAUAAGGCUAUGGUACUGUUUAUUCAUAGAUCUUUGCUGAAUCAUUUAAAUUCUGCAUUCAUCCUGUAAAAUGCGCUGUAUUUUUAAGCACUACCCCCAAAGCUUUAGUUUAAAACCAUGAAAAUGAACCAUGUCAUCCAGUCCUCCAUGUCCCUGACCCUAAACUGCUUCUCUCCAGUGUUCAUCUCUGCUGUGUUCAUCUAUAUGGACAUGAUGUUGCACUACCUGUCUCUCAUACUGCAGUGGCAUGUACCUAUACCAAGAAUGUUAAGAGGUUUGUAUUUUUGUUUCCAGCUUUAGUUUGUUUGACAGGUUACUUUCAAGUGAAUUGUACAAUGUUAUUGAAAUAAAAAGGAGUUUGAAGUGAUAAACAGAAUCGAAUUUAUG